Messenger RNA from Talaromyces proteolyticus, 1488 nucleotides. Its product is annotated as major facilitator superfamily domain-containing protein. The record is from RefSeq and is a predicted model, not a curated record. The coding region runs from base 1 to 1488 and encodes 495 amino acids. Gene Ontology annotation, cellular component: membrane. Lineage: Eukaryota; Fungi; Ascomycota; Eurotiomycetes; Eurotiales; Trichocomaceae. The transcript has 6 exons. Gene Ontology annotation, molecular function: transmembrane transporter activity. Gene Ontology annotation, biological process: transmembrane transport.
AUGCAUCUUGAAAACCAGCCAGUUGAGCGGCAGCCAUCCAAUCUUCGUGUUCGUUCCGAGGGGACAGGGGGUGUAAUUCGGCAAAAGUCGAAACAAGAGAAACUGGUGCUCCUUAAGCAGGAUAUUGCCAUCGCCUUCAUUCUCUCGGGUUGCUUCUUCUUUUCCUAUCUGGAUCGCAGCUCUCUGGGAAAUGCACGGAUCAUGGGUCUUCAGGCGGACCUGGGCCUCACGGACGCUCAAUUUAUGAACUGUUUGAUGAUGUUUUUUGUUGGGUACAUGGUGUUUGAACUGCCUGCUGCGCUAAGCCUGCGCAUUUUUCAACCACCCCAUGUAUAUGGGAUUGCCAUUGCUCUUUUUGGAGUCUUUGCGUGCUGUCUUUCCGUUUCGCGAACGUAUGCUGCUGUUAUGGUGCUGCGUUUGCUAAUUGGUAUUGGAGAGGCUGUUGUCCAAACAGGGUUUGUCUAUCUAUCCCUCUGGUACCUCAAAGACGAAUUGGCUACUAGAUACGCGGUGUUUUACUUCUCAGCACCUCUUGCAGGUGGCAUCAAUGGUAUUCUAGCCUACGGUAUCGAUAAAAAUCUAAAUAACGUUAGUGGUAAGGCUGCUUGGGAAUGGUUAUUUCUCAUAGAGGGAGUCUGUUCUGUAUUUUGGGGUGUCAUUGUCUUCUUCAUUCUUCCUCGUCUUCCGGAAAGAGUCGCUGAGAAGGGAAGUUUGUUAUUUCGUCGCGAAGAGGAGCAGGCCAUCAUUCUCCAAAGGACAAUCGAAGCACGCAAUGACCCGGACGCCAAAUUCCAAGCAUUUCAAAUCUGGUGGGCUCUCAAAGAUCCAAAGACCUGGUUGGACGCCGUGGUGGUCGCGGCUCCUUGUCUAGAUGUAGCUGCAUUUGGAAAUUUCCUGCCUACUUUCGUUAAUCAAUUUGGCUUCUCCAAAUUAAAUGCACAACUAUUCACACUGAUUCCGUAUUCAGUGGCAAUGUUGACUCUACCCCUCUUCUCGCUGGCAUCAGACCGAGCGCGAAAGAAGGCAAUCCCGACUCUUCUCUGCCUCACCGUCUCGGUUAUCGGAUUUGUCAUUUUGCUAUGCGAUGUGCAGCGCAGCGUUCUCAUAGUCGGAUGUUGUCUUGUUGCUGCCGGCAGCUAUCCUGCUAUUGUCCUCGCUGCCAGCUGGCUGCUGGUCAACCACGCUGGCUAUACCAAGAGAUCCACCGCGUGGGCAGUAGCGCAAAUCUUUAUUCAGUGCUACAGCAUCAUCAGCACCCAAGUCUAUAUCCAUCCGCCGCGGUUUAUCAUGGGCCACGCCGUUCUUUUGGCCCUCAAUGCCCUCGGAGUGGUGGCAGGACUGCUCAAAUACUACAUAAUGAAGCGGGAGAAUGCGAGACGUGACCGUCUGGCACAGCAGGUUAUAGGAGAGGCGCUGGAGAGCAAAGAAGAGGAAAAGAGUAUAGAGCAAUUAUGCGACUAUCACCCUGAUUUCCGAUACUCCUUUUAA